Messenger RNA from Aspergillus eucalypticola CBS 122712, 2102 nucleotides. RefSeq names its product homeobox domain-containing protein. The coding region runs from base 377 to 2068 and encodes 563 amino acids. The record is from RefSeq and is a predicted model, not a curated record. NCBI's taxonomy places the organism in Eukaryota, Fungi, Ascomycota, Eurotiomycetes, Eurotiales, Aspergillaceae. The transcript is spliced from 5 exons. Gene Ontology annotation, molecular function: DNA-binding transcription factor activity, RNA polymerase II-specific; RNA polymerase II transcription regulatory region sequence-specific DNA binding. Gene Ontology annotation, biological process: regulation of transcription by RNA polymerase II.
GUUCAUCUGUUGCGGCUUGUCCACAAAUCUCACUACUAUCAGCACAGCCAACCCUGCCUUGUGUCCAUCUGUUCUCUGUCUCCUUACUCCGUACUCCCUAAGUUUCUGCAGAGGACCGCCAACAGGUUCUUAUUCUCUGCCUCCCUCCGUCUUUAUCUCGCGGUCCACGGCUCGGAGAUCCUGCGCUUCUUCAACAAGCGCCCCGACUGCUGGUGCAGACCCACCCUACUCUCCCUUGGCUGCGAUCCUGGUCGCAGCUUCCAUCCAUAGUCAGAUUUAUACAGCAGUGCACCGGAUCUUUCUGUCCUUUUGGACCUACCUGCACUAAACUUGCACCGUUGUGACACUCUUGGGCAUAGUAGAACCUACUUCUAUCAUGUCAAUCAGCGGACCGUGUGUCUGGUUGUCCUCGUUGUCGCCACCUUCGACUUCCCAUUUGCCCGCCAUAACGAAUCAUUGGUCGACAGCUUCCUGGAACAGUGAGCAGCCAUCGUCAAGACCGAGGGCCCUGCCGUCCAGGCUGCCCGGGUCGUGGGAAAAGGAGGGCGAGCCAACAAAGCCGUCUACCACCGGUAUGCAACCACUUGUGCUCAAGGCUGAGAAUGCCUUCACAGCUGCGGCUCCGUCGAAUGUAUCGAGCCCGGUACAGCAGCGUUCUACAGGGCCUGCUUCCGUCGACAAUCGUGAGAAUCGGCACACAGAGCCAGAGGGCGAUGCUUCACGUGUGAAGGUGGAGAAGCACGGUCACGACGAACUUCAGCUCCCAAGGCCCCAAAAGACAGCCAGUCCCCAAGUCACAACCCAGAAGACGCCGGAGCAGAAGGACAGGGAAGCUGCAUUACAGCAUGAAAAGGAGAAGGAUGAUGGUGACGCCGACAUGCUCUCCUCCGAUGAUGGGGCAGGGUCGUCAGUAGGCGGUGACAAGAAGCAGUCAUCAGAUUCGAAAAGUGAAAAGAAAAAGAUGAAGCGCUUUCGACUCACUCACAACCAAACUCGAUUUUUGAUGAGUGAAUUCACACGUCAGGCUCAUCCCGAUGCCGCCCAUCGGGAGCGACUGUCGAAAGAGAUCCCCGGUUUGACUCCACGGCAAGUCCAGGUGUGGUUCCAGAAUAGACGUGCCAAACUCAAGCGGCUUACAAGCAACGACCGAGAGCGUAUCCUGAAAUCUCGAGCGUUGCCCGACGAUUUCGAUACCACUCAAGUGCUACGCACUCCGUUCGACCAUAAAACACCAGCAGAGGCACCAAUGUUACUCACAGAUGGCCUGCCCCGACUAAAUGAUGAUGACUAUGUUAUAUCCCCUCUGAGCUCGGCUUCAACAACAAAUGGUUUCUCGGCGGCUGCAGACAGGCAUUUCGAAAGUUAUGCUCAACCUGGAGUCAUGCCCGGGAGAGGAGGCCCUGCACUGUCAGACCUCCACAGACAUAAUCGCAGUGCUUUCCCAUUUCCCAGAUCGAGCAGCUUUUCUGAGUCCUCCUUCAAUAGCGGACUCAACUUUCCUGGGCGCUUUUCGAGGCCUGGAGUGGAGCCAUUGAGCCAUCCCAGCAUGGCCUAUGGUCGCCGUCCGGUAGACUACGCAUUGGGUCGGCCAGCUAACGGCAUGGUCGUUGGAUACGAUCACCAGCGGGCGUUAGAGGGCUCCGUAUCACCCACGGGUCCACCCGAUCAGUCAAUCCACUACAAUGUGGACAGUCACAACCAGCAAAUACCUAACUAUCAUUCUUCAUUGGCCAUGCCAGCUCCCAAGGGGUAUGGUGGCAUGGAAAUAAACUCUCAUUUACAACAGCAUGGACGGCAGAUGCCUGCCCUACAAUCCGUGCCAGUCUCAGACGCGCCUGACUACCGGUCCUACUCAUACGACCAUCAUUCAUACGGCAUCAGCCACGCGAUGCCAUACUCGCAAGCCAAUGCUUCCAGCAUGAGUCUUCCCGCCUCAUUUCCUUCCGAUACCGCUCAGGGGGCCGUUACGACCUCCGCCGAAGACCGAAUGAACCAUCCUCCACAGCUGAUCGACCCAGCCAGGGCCAAGUUUGGCGGCCAAACCUUUGAAUACGCAAACUACCUAUAAUGCAGGGUUUCUGUGGAAAUGGAAGCCCCAUAUU